UGUGUCUCAUAUUUCUCAACUCAAAACGUAAGUCAUGCCUAUGUUUAUGAAGCCAGGGGAAGACAUUAAAGACAUUGAUAAAAGCAUAAAGAAUAAAUGGCGCUGGGCUUGGAUUGAGGAUGUGGGUAGCGACGGAAAGCCCUUUGGAAGCUGGUGUCAAAAACUCUGGCAACCAGGAGCAUGCUAUUGCACUGUGUGUGCCAGAAAACUAAUGUAUGGAACUAGCGGGAAAAAAGUACUUUCACGGCACGAAUUAGACCCUGUUCACAAAGCAACAGUCAGAGCACUGCAACACACCUCACGUUUGCCAGGGGCAACAGCCACGGCAUCUAUUCCACCCUCAAUGACCGAUCGUGUGACCGAUUUAAAAAUUCGCUUGUGCUCCUUCAUUGCUGAGCUUGACCUGUCAUUUAAUAUCGCCCACCCACUCGUCACUUUAUGUAAAAAAUUAGCGGAGAAUAGACCCGCCCUGGCGCAUCUGUCUGUCUCCAGGCAGCACGCAAGCUAUCUUCUUACACAUGGCAUCUCGCCAGAGUUUAAAAAUCGUCUGUCUGAGAAGUUUAAGAAUGCCAUGUUUUCAGUCAACAUUGACGAGGCCACGGACAAAAGUAUGGAUAGAAUUCUUAUGUACUGGUCCGAUUUUAUGACGAGGAUGCAGGCAGUGUGAAAACACAGCAUCUUGCCAGCAAAAAAGUCAAUAUUGCAAAUGCCUCAGCUUUGAUGCUGGAACUAAAUGACGUCCUGCACUCAUAUGGGCUAGAGUGGAGGCAGGUCACCAGUAUGCUACUAGACAAUUGCGCAGUGAUGAGGGGGAAGAAGUCGGGGCUUGAGACCCUAGCUAGAAAGGAGAACCCCAAUCUGUUGGACAUUUCGGGAGACACUGUCCAUAUGGUGUCAAAUGCGGCUAAGGCUCUCAUGAGCCCAUUUCAAUCAGAGGUGGAAGAUUUUUGCUCUGAUGUUCAUUAUGACAUAGAGAAGUCCCCCAAGCAGAAGGAGAUUUUUGCACAAUUUCAGAGUUUACUCCAUCUCAACCCCCAAAAUAAGGCCCAUUAGUAACCGAUUCAUUCAGAUGCUUGAAGUCUGCAGUAGAAUGAAUGAACUCCUGGAUGUACUCGUGGUGCACUACUAUCAUGUCAUGGACGCAAAUGAGGAACACAAAUACAGGUAGGCCUAAUAAAACUCUUUUAAUAAUAACAGGUGUAACAAGUGUGUAUUUAAUGUCUGUUAUUUAGUUUAGUUAUUUUUAGCUCAUUAUCGAAUGUACAGGAGGCCUAAUGAUGCAACAUCUUUUAAGAUAUUUUUUAAAUGAUUACUGUAGGUGUUAGGAAAAUAGCAAAUUAGCAGCAUAUUAAGGUAAUAGGCUAUAUAGUUACAUAAACGUGUGUGUGUGUGUGUGUGUGUGUGUGUACUACAGAAGGCUUCUUAAUCAGGUGUUUGAGCGGCAUGACCUCACAACUGAGGAAAAGGCCAGGAUAGUAGUUCUUCAGAAAGAACAGGCAGCAGCGUCCCGGACGGGAACACAAGUUAACCAAGACCGAAAAGAUUGGAUCUCUGUGGUCAUUUCAGAGUUCGAAAGAGUAAAAGUCAUGAUUGACUUAUACAGAGGGGUCCUUCUGACAUUUCAGAGAUUUGUCAAAGAGCUUCAACAUGAAAAGCCAAUGGUGCAUUUGUUGCAUGUGGAAAUGGUGGCCCUUGUUAGAGAGCCCCUGAGCAAAUUUAUGAGACCAAAGGCUAUUCCACUGAGUCACAAGGAGAUUCUCAAGGUUGAUGUACGGAGCAGGGAUUUGCAACUGUCAAACCAGAGGCUCUCUGUUGGACAAUUCUGCUCUCUGUUGGACAAUUCUGCUACAAUGCAAUGAACAAAGCUCGUGUGGAGAGGAAGGUAUGGGUUGGACAUAUCUAUGACUCUCUCAGAGAAGGGUAUAUGAGGUCAGCAGAGUUUCUGCUAAAAAACCUUCCCCUGGAUAACAUCAUAUUAACAUCACUCUCUGCUCUGACGCCGUCUCUAAUUCAAUCCGAUGCAGUUGUUGGAGCAUUCACUACAUUAGGAGAGGCCUUGCCAAAUGUUGUCCCUCCAGAAGAGAUCGGUCAACUGGUUGAAGAAUGCCGGGCCUACCAGAUGGAUGCGGACAUGCUUCUUCGUGUACCAAACUACAUUGAAGGGGACUGUCUAGUUGAUGUAGACUGGUGGAGCCAUGUUGCUUCUUUGAAAAAUGCAGAGAGAGGUGUGAAGUAUCCCACCCUGUGCAAACUUGUUAAAGCGAUUCUGUCCAUUUUUACAGGCCCCUUGGUGGAAGGAUCAUUCAAUUUAAUGGAUGAUAUCCUAGAGUCUGACAGGUGCUCCAUGAAUGUGGAAACAUACGAGAGCCUCGCAGUGAUCAAGUCCACACUUAAGGCCAGGAACUGGACAGCCUCAACUAUGAACAUUGACCAGCCUUUAAGGCGAUCCUGCCUUUCCUCAUUCCAAAACUACCAAUUACAUUUAAAGAAAAAGAAAGAGACUGCACAGGCACUAAAGAAGAAAAGGCUUAGUGAGGCAGCAAGGAUUCUAUCCUCAAAGGAGGCAAACAAAUUGUCUCAACAGGCCCGAAAAACCAAAAGGCCAGCAAUAUCCUCCUCUGCACAAACCUCCACCUCCUCUGCACAAGCCUCCACCACCUCUGCUCAACAGGCCCUGGAAAAAAGAAUACCACCCCAAUCCUCCUCUGUACAAGCCUCCACUUCCUCUGCACAAGCCUCCACCACCUCUGCUCAAAAGGCCCUUGAAAAAAGAAGACCACCCCAACCCUCCUCUGCACAAGUCUCCACAUCAUCUGCACCAUCACAGUUUUUUCCUCUCUUUUAUCAAUCCAAAGCAUCAUCAACCAUGUUAAAAAGGAAAGGUUCCGAGGACCAAAAACAAUGUUCAUCAAAAAGGAAGAAAUGAAGGGAGGGAGACAUGUUUUCCACACUGUCUUUUACAGUUAUUUAUUUUGGUUUUUCAAUUGUUUUUCAGUGGUCACCAUUUGCAUGUUUAGAAAAA
Molecule: messenger RNA, 3022 nt
Organism: Carassius auratus (goldfish)
Lineage: Eukaryota; Metazoa; Chordata; Actinopteri; Cypriniformes; Cyprinidae
Exons: 2
Coding region: 1856-2926 (356 amino acids)
Source: RefSeq, a predicted model, not a curated record